AUGAGAAGCUGGAUUAGGGCGCUUGGGGUAUCUGCCUUUUUGGCAGGCCAGGCUCUUGCGAACGAAGCGGAAUUGACACAAGAUCCCUCCCGUCGGAUACAAUGUUCGGGCAUGUAUAGCCGCAAGGCCUGGGGAGGAAGUGUCGACCCCUUCAUUUUGACCAAGUUCGCUAAAUCUUCUGCCGGCGAGGAUCCCCUUGCCAGUCUUGUGAUAUUUGAAUGGACCGAUGAACAUUUGAUUGGAAGACGUGUCUCCGAAGAUCCCGAGGAAUAUCAAUCAAUCUGCGAUGAAGCCAGCGUCACAGCCGAUUUGUGUACUAAAGGACAACUCGGUUCUUUCCUCCUCGCCCCGAACGCCACCGAAGCCGCGCAAUUCCGUAUAAUAUCGCAAGCAGUACACCUCAAGAACCCGGAAGCCAUCAACUAUCCCAUAAAGAAGACCGGAUACUAUUGCGUGAGCACGUAUGGGUAUUCGGGUGAGGACUACCGGGCCGUGGUAGAAUUUCGGAACUCAUACGGCGAGCUUCCGGCGGCGCAGAUUGCGAAACUGCCCUUCUACGGAGGCUUGACCAUUGUUUAUGCAGUGAUUGGCCUGUACUGGGCAUUUUUAUACGUCCAAAAUCGGCACGAUAUUUUACCCGUGCAAAACUACAUAACUGCUAUCCUGGUCUUCUUGAUUUUAGAGCAAUUGAUGACCUGGGGUUUCUACGAUUUCCAAAAUCGACAUGGAUUGAACAUUGGAGCAAAAGUCCUGAUGGUUAUUGUCGCUGUCCUCAACGCUAUGCGCACCUCCUUCUCGUUCUUCCUUCUUCUCAUUGUCUGCAUGGGCUACGGUGUGGUCAAGCCCUCAUUAGGACGGACUAUGGUAUAUGUUCGCAUUCUCGCCAUAACGCAUUUUGUUUUCGCUGUUAUUUACGCUGUUGCGAGCUUGUCCAUCACUCCCGAAGCGGCAGGCAUUCUGAUUCUUUUUAUUGAGCUUCCUCUGGCGGCUACCUUAACCGCGUUCUACGUAUGGACCUUGAGCUCUUUGAACGCAACGAUGAAAGACCUCAUCGACCGAAAGCAGAAGACAAAGGCCAUGAUGUACAAGAAGUUAUGGUACUGUCUUUUGGGCAGCAUUAUCGUGCUUUUCGGCUUCAUUUUCAUCAAUGCGCUGGCCUUUGCUAGCCGCACCGAAGCCGACUUCCUGCCCGAUCAUUGGAAGAACCGAUGGUUUGUGUUGGAUGGAUGGCUGAGCGUUGUCUAUCUCGUUGAUCUGGCGUUCAUCGCCUAUCUCUGGCGACCCACUGCCAACAACAGGCGCUUCGCAAUGAGUGAUGAGCUUGCUCAAGAUGAUGAUGGAUUUGAGAUUCGAUCUUUCAACGGAGCGUUGGAUGAAGAGGACGCCCUUGGGGGCCUAGAUGAACAUUCUCCUGAGCCACGUCGCGACCUGUCACCAGUACCUCCAAAGCCAGUUCCCUCCGCGGCACGAACUCGAGAGUCAUUGGAUGGCGAGACUAUCUUCGCUGUUGGUGAAGAUGGUGACAAAUGGUCCGACGAUGAGGACGAGUCGCCGCGCAACUCAACCGAGAGGAAAGCCCUGACGAAGAAUAUGGACUAA
Molecule: messenger RNA, 1599 nt
Organism: Aspergillus mulundensis
Lineage: Eukaryota; Fungi; Ascomycota; Eurotiomycetes; Eurotiales; Aspergillaceae
Product: putative integral membrane protein (Ptm1)
Exons: 6
Coding region: 1-1599 (532 amino acids)
Biological process (GO): retrograde transport, endosome to Golgi
Cellular component (GO): Golgi apparatus; membrane
Source: RefSeq, a predicted model, not a curated record